AUGAACGAUCAUAGUCCUCCACAGGCGCCCGAAACGCCCAACCCCUCCGGUUCUUUCACUUCCAUCAAAACUCCGCAGUCCUUCCACUCUCCUAACACCGCCGGCAAGAGACGAUCACCAAAGCAAACAAGGUCAUGGGUCCAACGAUUUACGGAUGACCGCGAAAUCUCCGUCAUGAGAUUUGAGCGGGCGCAGAAUCACAUACAUCAUAGUGUCUGGAACCCCGCUGACGGCGAAGGCCCCGAGCCAGGUAAGAAGCUGACUUCAUGGAAUCCGCCAAAUUGGAAGACCGUCUACACGCUCUGGGACCCGAUCAAAGAGAACCACUGGCCACCUAAGAAUGUCCUACUAUCCGACUGCUGGGUUUACCUGGCCGUCAAAUUACUGUCUGCGGAGGAGCGAGCAACCCGGUAUCAAGGGGACUUUGACCUACAUGGUGACAUCCGAGCUGCUCGCGUGCCGUGUGGUAACCCGCCCGUGGUCAACGCGCAUGGAAUAUACUGCCUACCCGUCUUUAAGGAAUUCUAUGUGCUGUGCGGCCGGGAUCUGGCUGCGUACGGGAACUGGAUACUCGGGAGGAGGAAGAGGAAGGAACGUACCGUGCCUUUCACACUGGGGCUGGUGUGUGUGCCGAGGGAGGCCAUCCCGGCAGAUGGGCCCAAUAUUGAGCGCCACCUCUUCUUCCACGACAAGCCGAACCAGUGGGAUAUGGAGCGGCCCGCCACCGCGGAUUGGAAAGCUGCAGAAGCUCAUGGGGGGACGUAUGACCGGUCGUUCCUUGGAAAUAGCGAUGAACGCACGAUGCUCUACAGCGUGUACCCUGCCGCGCAGCCGAACUAUCAAAUACUGCCGGUUUCGGAGCUCAACGGGUUCACUGUCCCUUGUAACUCCCAAUAUGAGCCCUCCGAUCAACUUCCGCCGAGGCCUGCAACGGGUGAGGAGACGUUUACCGAUUUUUUUGGAACUGGGAACAUCAUGCGCGGUCCAUCCAGCCAGCAAGUCCUGAGCGAGAAAAACAGCAUGAUUGAUUUCCACCUGGACCAGAUCGUGCAUUUCCUGAAAAGCGAACCCCAAUCACCGAGUAUGCCUGCUUCGCACGGAGCUUCGCAGCCCUUCGAUAUCGUGAAAGAGGAGCAGCUCCAAGAGGAAGACCCCGAGCUGAAGAAAGAGGAAGGCGUGCCUUAUGCUUCUAUCCCUGACGUCAUGAAUCUGGCCCAGGCAGCCCCCACUGUGGAUGGCAUUCGUCAUAUCGUAGGGAGGUAUUCUCGUUAUCUUCAAGAGAACACUGACCUGACGCUCGAGGAUAUCGUGAUGCACAUAAGGAAUCUUUAUGCCUAUGUGAAGCGCUGCCGAGACAUGCAGGAUAUGGAGGAAACGGAGAUGAAUGGGGAAUGA
This is a messenger RNA of Aspergillus affinis, 1395 nucleotides long. RefSeq lists its product as uncharacterized. Lineage: Eukaryota; Fungi; Ascomycota; Eurotiomycetes; Eurotiales; Aspergillaceae. The coding region runs from base 1 to 1395 and encodes 464 amino acids. The transcript has a single exon. The record is from RefSeq and is a predicted model, not a curated record.